Messenger RNA from Komagataella phaffii GS115, 2508 nucleotides. RefSeq lists its product as hypothetical. The transcript has a single exon. Gene Ontology annotation, biological process: negative regulation of TOR signaling; regulation of cell cycle. NCBI's taxonomy places the organism in Eukaryota, Fungi, Ascomycota, Pichiomycetes, Pichiales, Pichiaceae. Bases 1 to 2508 code for a protein of 835 amino acids. The record is from RefSeq and is a predicted model, not a curated record. Gene Ontology annotation, cellular component: TSC1-TSC2 complex.
AUGAAACAACUACUCAGAGAAGUUGAGACAUCUCUUUUGACAAAUGAAACCGAAAUAUCCCCUGCCCUUAAGCUAUUAAUUACUCAGUUAAAUAAAUCAACCCAUGAAGAUAAAUCAACAGAAAGAAAAACGUUUUGGCUAGCAUUAGACAAUUUAAGGCAAAAAAUCGGUCUACAAUCCCAAUCACAUGUCCUUUUCUUUCUACAUCUUUUUGAAGAGCUAGCUCCAACUUUAGAAAAUGAGAAAAUAUUUUUAACCUGGAUUACUUCUUUUUUGAAGUUAGCAAUUAAUAGUGCAGGGGUACCACAUUGUGUGGUGAACGAGUCAAGGAGAAUUAUAAUGAAUUUAUUAUUGCCCUCAAAAGCUACAAACACCGAAUACAAUUUGUUAAAGAAUUCUGCUGCAGGCAUUCAAUUACUUGUGCAAGUGUAUUUGCUAAAAACUGAUUUAGUUGUUGAUUCCACUUCUAGUAGUCCCCAGGAGUAUGAAGAGAGGGUUAGAUUCAUAAAGAAAAACUGCAGGGAUUUACUACAAGGUCUUGAUUUAAAUAAUCAAGUACUAGAGGCUAUCAGCAAAGAAUUUACGGAUCCUCACUACCGCUUCGAGUGCUUCGUACUUUUGUCCUCAUUAAUGUCGUCAUCAGCCUUGUUGUACCAGAUAAUGCAAACAACUUUGUGGCAUAAUAUACUUUUGUCUAUAUUGAUAGAUAAAAGUAACAGUGUGGUUGAGUCAGGAAUCAAGGUUCUCAGUAUGGUUUUGCCCCACGUCUGUGAUGUAAUAGCGGAUUAUCUACCGACCAUUAUGGCGAUUUUAAGUAAAGGUCUGGGGGGUGUUGAAAUUGAUGAUGAGUCACCAUUACCAUCAAAUUGGAAAGUAUUGAAUGAUCAGGAUCCUGAAAUUAUUGGUCCAGCAUUUGUUAGCUAUAAACAACUGUUCACUGUAUUAUACGGCCUGUUCCCUCUUAGUUUAACAUCAUUUAUUCGCAGUCCAUCUACAUAUAUCGACUCUAACAAGAUUAUAGACGAUCUCAAGCUUCAGUUGCUUGAAACUAAAGUGAAGUCAAAGUGUCAGGACUUGCUAAAGUGUUUUAUUGUUCAUCCAAAUUAUUUUAUAUAUUCUUCCCAGGAGGAAGAAAUUUUUGAUACUUCAAGGUGGGACAAAAUGCACUCCCCGAACGAGAUAGCAGCAUUUUGUUAUCAAUUGGAAUUCCGUGGGACAUCGAAGGAGAAUGCCUUUGAUAUGAGGGUAGAUGACCUUUUGGAAGGUCAUCGAUAUCUAUAUUUGAAAGAUAUGAAGGAUGCGCAGAAAGAGAGGGCUAAAAAAUGUGAAAAUUCUAUUAUCUCACUCGAAAGUUCAUCUGAUAGUAAGUCAGUUUCACAAUACGACGAAGACUCGACGAAAGAAACCACUUGCAGGCAUGUUUCGUUUUAUUUAAGAGAGAUCCUUUUGGCAAAAAAUGAAUUGGACUUCACGCUACAUAUCAAUCAGGUACUUGGAGCCGAGUGUGAGCUUUUGAAAAAAAAAUUGAACGAAAUGGAUACCCUACGAGAUCAAAACAGGUUUUUAGCUGACAUAAACGAAGGUUUACGAAUACAGCAAUCUAAGGCGAGUGAGCAAAUUACGGAAUUGCUCAAAGAAAAAGAGCGUUCUCAAAAUGAUUUCAACUCUCUGGUUACUCAUAUGCUUAAACAAUCUAACGAAUUAAAAGAAAGGGAGUCGAAACUAGUCGAGAUUCAUCAAUCAAAUGAUGCAGAGAUAGGAGAUUUAAAUUAUAGGUUGGAAAAACUGUGCAACCUUAUACAACCCAAAGAAUUAGAAGUGGAACUGCUCAAGAAGAAGUUGCGUGUAGCAUCGAUCCUUUUUUCGCAAGAUAAAUCAAAAUCUUCAAGCAAGACAUCUCUAGCACAUUUGCACCAGGCAGGCGACGCAACUAACCUGAAACAGAAAAAAUCAGAAUCAAGCUCAAGAUUCUUAGAAUUGAAAACAGCAAGUAUGAGACUGAACGCGGAAAAUCAAAUAUUAAAAGCAGAACUUGAAGAAUCAAAGAACCAGGCUGUUGCGGAAGCUUCCAAAUUUGAAGAUACAAUGAUUGGCAUACAAAAUGAGGAAUCGGUAAAGAACAAGUUAAAAAUUAACGAUAUAGUGUACAAUUACGAGUUCAAGAAUCAGGAGCUUCAAAUACUGAUAAGGGAAUUGCACAACACUAUUAAGGAGAAGGACAUAAAGUUGAGUCAGCUGACAACCACUCAACCCAUUAAUAUUCCACGUUCAUCUAUUUCUGUUGGUAAACCAGCCUCCCCUGGCCCCAGUGUUAUCGGAGACCCAACGAAUGGUACGGUGGGCGUCUACUCUCGUAAACCGCCAACACUUAACUCUGCAAGUAGCUCUACCUCUAUCACUCCAUUCAACAAACAAAAGCUCGCAAUUUUGAAAACUCAGAGCAAAGGAUCUACAGAACAAGUAAUCAAAGGAAGAGGCGGAUUUCAGAAAAGAAAGCUCAAGAUGUAA